CAAAUACUCGUCAACACACCUGACUUGGAAGUGACAUGAAGAAAGUCUCUAACUUUAUUCCGAGAUGCGAGGUGUCACUCUUUCAGAGAGCUGUUUCAACUCGACGCAUUGAGCAGCGGGAGUUUGAAGACCUUGUCAAGCAGGCUUCGAAAGGACAAUCAGAUAAUUCCACCCCACGAGGUCCGAUGAAAGAGACAUUUUUAAACGAGGGGGUCCACCCAGAUGCCCCGAGGCGUCCGAAACCCGAGUUUGAAGGUGAUGUGAAUCCAGUGACCGGAGAACGAGGUGGUCCGAAGAUAGAGCCAGUCAAGCACAACGACUGGAGUAAUUCUGGAAGAGUGACAGACUUCUAAAGUUGAUGAUAAAACCACGAGUUCAGUUCAUUUCCAUGAACCCAUCCAGAAACUUGGGCUGCUGUACAUGCGCAAAAAUGGGUUAUAAUAGAGCAAUUGAAAGGCUACUGUGCUGUGGUGAUAAGUUGCAGUCGUUGUAGGCGUGGGUAUCAUGCAGAAUCGUAUUUGUAUUUGUACUUGUGUACGCCGAACGCGACGGGCAGGUGGUGAACACGGC
Cantharellus anzutake is the source of this 570-nucleotide messenger RNA. RefSeq lists its product as uncharacterized. Bases 36 to 353 code for a protein of 105 amino acids. The transcript has 3 exons. NCBI's taxonomy places the organism in Eukaryota, Fungi, Basidiomycota, Agaricomycetes, Cantharellales, Hydnaceae. Gene Ontology annotation, cellular component: mitochondrion. The record is from RefSeq and is a predicted model, not a curated record. Gene Ontology annotation, biological process: mitochondrial respiratory chain complex II assembly.